Messenger RNA from Argiope bruennichi, 1423 nucleotides. RefSeq names its product 26S proteasome non-ATPase regulatory subunit 11-like. NCBI's taxonomy places the organism in Eukaryota, Metazoa, Arthropoda, Arachnida, Araneae, Araneidae. Gene Ontology annotation, cellular component: proteasome regulatory particle, lid subcomplex. Bases 51 to 1313 code for a protein of 420 amino acids. The record is from RefSeq and is a predicted model, not a curated record. Gene Ontology annotation, biological process: ubiquitin-dependent protein catabolic process. The transcript has 12 exons. Gene Ontology annotation, molecular function: structural molecule activity.
UGCUCGGAAUUGGCAACGUAAAAUUAGAGCACUUUUGUUGAUGUUGAAAAAUGGCAGGCGCUGCAGCAGUGUUAAACGGUAGAGAUGUUUUGGCUCAUCAUGGAAGCCCCAAUGUUGACAUUGUCAAACAAUUUGUUUUUCCGAAAGAUGUUCAGCCAGAUGAGGAAGUUAUACGUGUCAAAGAGCAAAGUUUGUUGGAUUAUGCCAAGGCACUGGCUAAUUCUGGAAAAGCUAAAGAGUUGGCUACACUGAUUAAAGGUACAAGACCUUUUCUUGGCUUAGUCAGCAAAGCAAAAGCUACAAAGCUUGUUAGGACAUUAGUUGAUUUAUUCUUGGAUAUGGAAGCAUCUACUGGUUUAGAAGUUGAACUGUGCUUGGAAUGUAUUGAGUGGGCUAAGCAGGAAAAAAGGAAUUACUUGAGACAAGCUCUAGAAGCUAGACUUAUUUCAUUAUAUUAUGAUACUGGAAAAUAUACAGAAGCACUGAGUUUAGGUGGUGUUCUACUAAAGGAACUAAAAAAGUUGGAUGACAAAAAUCUUUUAGUUGAAGUUCAAUUAUUAGAAAGUAAAGUGUAUCAUUGUUUGACUAAUUUUCCAAGAGCAAGAGCUGCUCUAACUGCUGCCAGGACAACAGCUAAUGGUAUUUAUUGUCCUCCCAAACUUCAGGCAGCACUUGAUUUGCAAUCAGGAAUUCUGCAUGCUGCUGAUGAAAAAGACUUCAAAACGGCUUUCUCGUACUUUUUUGAAGCAUUUGAAGGAUAUGAAUCAGUUGAUGAUGCAAAAGCAGUUGUUUCUUUAAAAUAUAUGCUGUUAUCAAAAAUUAUGCUUGGAGAUUCUGAUGAUGUUCUUUCAUUAACAAUGGGUAAAUUGGCAUUGAAGUAUGCUGGAAUAGAUGUGGAUGCUAUGAAAGCCAUUGCUGCUGCUAGUUCUAAACGAUCUCUUGCAGAAUUUCAAGAAGCUCUAAAAAAGUAUAAGAAGCAGUUGGUGGAAGAUCCUAUUAUUAGAGCUCAUUUAGAUGCAUUGUAUGAUACCAUGUUGGAAAAGAAUCUCUGUCGAAUUAUUGAACCAUAUUCAAAGGUCCAGUUGAAGCACGUUGCUGGUGUGAUUGAAUUACCUUUACCUACAGUUGAAAAGAAAAUGUCUCAGAUGAUUUUGGAUAAAAAACUGAAUGGAAUUCUUGACCAGGGUCAAGGAAUACUGAAGAUUUUUGAAGUCUCUGACAGUGAUAAAACGUAUGAAGCUGCAUUAGAAACUAUUCAUUGUCUUGAAAAAGUUGUAGAUUCAAUUUAUCAAAAAGCUAAGAAAUUAAGUUAGGAAAAUUUUUUACUGGUUCUGUUUGUAUAAAUAUUGUUUUUAAGGAGCUAUAUUUAUUAAGAUGUUGUAAAUAAAACAAGCAAAAACACAUGUUUGAGCUUUUGAAUGAU